UGGGAUUGUAGUUUUUUACCAUUCAGCUAUGGAUAUGGCGUAGAGAUAAUGUCGAUAUUAUUUUUACGUUUUGUAUAUAUUUGUUUUAAUGUUAAGACACAAAUCUUGUGAUUUAAGUAUUUCGUGUAGAGAAUAAUGUGUUUGUACAUUCUAAGUGUGACAUGUUUGUGAUUGUUUGUGUUCUACAUUAGUAGCCUAAUUUUGCUUUGUUUAGCAUAUGCUGAGUGAGAGAUAAGUUUUGUAUUCGUCACGUAGAACCAGUUAAUUACGCAUUAUGGAUUUUCUAAGAGAUCUUGAGAGUUGCAACAGGGGCACAAGAAGUGAUUCUGCUCAAGGUCUAGCCAACAAUGUUACAUCUAGUCCAGUCAUGAAAAUACCAUUACCUCCCCGUUUGUGGAUAACAGAUGUUUCCGAUGAAGAAUCUUCUGAAGAAAUUGAAAGUUGUGUUAGAGAUGAGGGAGUGUUUAACCCGGAACGGGCCCGAGUCAAAUCGAGGUUCCGACAUUACAAACAGAGGUCCAAUGUUACUGUGCCCCUAGGGAUAUUUUGGGACAUAGAGAAUUGUCAGGUACCCCGAGGCUGCUCGGCAAUAGAUGUAGUAGCAGCUAUCCGUGCCAAAUUUCUGACGGGGCGGCGAGAGGCGGACUUUGUGGUGGUCUGUGAUGUGAGGAAAGAAUUACCACUGAGGCUCCAGGAACUUAAUGAUGCUCAAGUAAGCUUAAUCCAUGUGUGUGGCACGCAAAAGAAUGCAGCAGAUGAGAAGCUGCGGCAGUGUAUGCGCAGGUUUGGGGAGCUGCACAGUGCCCCGGCCUCGCUACUCUUGAUCUCAGGGGACAUUAACUUUGCGGCUGACUUAAGUGACUUUAGACAUAGGAAAAAUAUGGAAGUGAUACUGGUGCAUAAGCAGAACACGUCGUCCGCCCUUAUAACCUGCGCCUCGUCGCAUUACUGUUAUAACGAACUAACCGCUCACUUGCCUAGAAACCCAAAGACGCUAAGCCAAACUGAAGAGGAGGAGGAUCCAAUAUGCGAAGUGGAAGUGGUGAAUCUGCCGCUGGAGCAACCGGCGGACCGAGUGUCGCGCAGGCUGCGCCGGUUGGCUGACAACUGCGGCGGGCGCGUGCUGCGCGUCGACAAGUCCACGGCUGUGCUGCGGUUCCCCACGCCCGACCAUGCUGCCAGAGCACUGAAGCGUAUGGACGGCGAGGACGUGUUCGGUCGGAAGAUCAGCACGCGGUACCUGCGCCCCCUCCAGCCCUACCACACGUACUCCAGCGACGAGGGCUACAGCACCGCCGGGGUCGACAAGCCCGCCUUCAUACCGCCGCCAGUGCAGCCGUCGCCGGUCCCGCUGGCGCCGCCGGUGCCGGCGACGGAGUGGGCGCGCGCGCUGCAGGCGCUGCCCGCGCCCACGCCGCCGCCGCUCGACUUCUGCCCGCCGCCCGCGCCUCGCCCGCGCAAGAUCCGCGGCAUGCACGGGUCCGCGAACCUGGACCGCUCUGGUUGCUCGUCGAGCAACAGCGGCGACGACAGCCGCGCCCGCGACAGCCAGAGCCGCGCCGUGUCGCCGUGGAACUCGUCGGCCUCCUUCAGCGAGCCCAGCAGCGAGGCCGAGGACUCCACGGCCGAGCUCACCGUCACCAACCUGCCGCCUUUCGACCCGGCCGUCAUACAGGCCAUGCUCACUAAACUCUUCAGCCAGUACGUCCCCGUUGUCAAAGUGAUGGUGUGGGUGUACAACGACGGGCCCAUAGCCACGGUGGUGGUUCGGUCGGAGUGGGACGCGCGGCUGGCCAUCGCGCGCGUGCACAAGCGGCGCCUCGACAACGCGUGGAGCGGCCGCCGCCUCGAGCUCGCGCUCGGCCGCCCCUCGCCCGCGCCCAACCAGGACGUGCUGCGCGCAAGGCUACGCGCCAUCCUGCUCGACCACGCCAACCACGCCCUGCCCCUCCUGCGCCUGAGAGACGCCUACGCCAGCCGCCACUGCUGCGCGCUCACCACCUCCGACAUAGCCCGGCUUAAAGACACCGUCAUUAUCCACGAAGGCUACGGGCGACUCGUACAAUUAACCGAUCUGACACCAGUUACAGAGUUAGAUAUGGAGGAGGCUCCGUGGAAGUGUCAUAUCCAUGGCGGAUUGAGUACGGGACAUGAGGACGGGAGUAGGAUUCUGCAGCCCGUGUUUAUGGAGAUCUCUGUGCUGGCGAAGAAUACUCUAGCGCUGCUGGACAGCCAUGGAGGAAAAUUGCCUUUAUUAAGUUUCGUGGAAUGUUACGAGGCGGCGUUCUCUUCGUUCUCGUACGACGCGACCCGCGGGGUGCCGCUGGAGCUGCUGCUGCACGGCGCCGCGGCCGUCGAGCUGCGCGACGCGCCCUCGCGCCAUCUAGUGCGCAGGGAGCCGCAACACGAUCUCAGCUCUAGUUCCCGGUCGAGCGGCGAGCGCGAGCGGCCGCGCACGGCGCCGGCGCUGGAGCCGAUGCUGGCGCUGUUCGAGCGCGAGCUGGUGGACCUGCUGCGCGCCGCGCCGCGCUGCUGCAUACCCUUCAGCAAGCUGAUACCAGCUUUCCAUCAUCAUUUCGGCCGCCAGUGCCGCGUAGCUGAUUACGGGUUCACGAAGCUACCUGAACUACUUUCGGCGCUCAGCAGCACUAUCGUGGUACUGGGGUCAGGGUCAUACCGCAUCAUCACCAUCUCCGCGGCGGCGCAGGGCCGGCGCUGGACCGCCGACCUGCUCAAGCUGCUGAAGUCCGUGCCCGGCCGCGCCGUGCACCCCAACGACAUCCCCGCCCUGUACCAGGAGACCUUCGGCAAGCCAUUCUCGCCGGCGGACUACGGCGUGUGCACGCUGGCGGAGCUGAUGGGCCGGGUGGCGCCGGGCACGGUGGCGGCGGCGGCGGACGGCGCCGUGUCGCUGCCGCGCCGCGCGCCCACGCCCGAGGAGCGCGGCCGCUCCGCGCAGUUCGCGCUGCAGGCCGUCGAGCUGCUCUGCUACACGCCCAACCUGAGGAUGGAAUUCUCCCGCUUCGUGCCCGCUUACCACGCUCAUUUCGGCAGCCAGCUCCGCGUGGCCCACUACGGCUGCGUCAAGCUCGUCGACCUCUUCGAAGUUAUCCCCGACGCUGUCUCCGUAUACACCGAACCAAGCGGCGAGAGGGGCGUGCGACUAGCUAUACGAACCGCCCGAGCUGUACUAGCUACGCGAUUCAGAGCCCUCGGCCCUGUGACUCUAGAGAGCCUCCCUCAGGCCUACGCGGCGCAGUUCGGCGCCGCCCCGCAACCGGACGUCCUUAACGCCUCGACGUUGGAAGAGCUGGUUUACGCGACCGGUGGCUGUGUUGAGAAUGGCCUAGUUCGUGCUCCAGGUGAUGCCCCGCUGUGGGUGACGUCGUGCCUGGCGGCGUGCGCGGUGCUGUCGGCGGACCGCAGCGUGGCGCGCGGCAGCACGGAGGAGUACUUCUCCAGCGCCUUCAGGAAGCUGCGCGGCUGCGACCCCGAUGUGCGGCGACUGGUGUUAGCCGGAGUAGUAUUGGCGGACGCGCGACGCGUGCAGCUCACGCCGGCAUGGCGCCUUGUGUGGCGCGUGGCGCAGAUCCUAGCCGACCGGCCCGAGCCCAUGCCCGCCAUGGACGUGUUCGUCGAAUACACCAGUCGCUUCGAACCGCUGUUCCCGUGCGCGGAUUUGGGCUUCGAGUCGGUGGUGGAUUUCCUGCGGCACUACCGCGAAGUGUUCGUGGAGGCGGGCGCGCGCUGGGCGCUGAGCGCGGGCGUGGCGGCGCCGCGCUGUCUGGGCCCCGCGAGGCACGAGGACUACUCGGUACACGACACGCCGCCGGGACAAAAGGGUUCCCGCGUGUUCGAGUCGCCGAAGACGAGCCUGUGGUGCUCGCCGCCCGCCAGCGCGCUGCCCGCGCCCACGGCGCUGCUCGUGCAGGAGAGCAAACGCCGCAUCCGCCUGGCGGCGCAGUUCGACGCCAUACAGUAGGCUGUCCACGCACGCCCCCGCAAGGUGAUACAUUCCUUCCAAUUUUUAUCUCGUAAAAAUGGCAUGCGUUCCGACGUCACCCCAGCUAUAUCAGGAUUGUAUCCAGGGUUGCAACGAAUUUUAUCAUCUAGACUAAUUCAAGUGUCCUAAAAAUGUGAUGUCUAUAACAAUAAUGUUCUAGAUCGUAUAUUUUUGUGUGUUUAUUAAGAUUAAGAUAUUUCAAAGCAUUCGGAAAAUGUUACAAUGCAUACAAUUUGUACCCUGAUCAAUAUUAAAUCAGUGUGUAUCUCGAAUGUUAUGUUAAAAUUAUUUUAGAAUUGUGUAUAGUCUAUAUUUAUUUCUCGCCAAUUUUACUUUAUUGACAAAAAGUAUUCCUCGUUUAUAUUAUAGGAAUGUUUCGAGUAUUUACUAUUUAUGUAUUGAUCGUCCCUAAUCAGCGAUAUAUUGAAUUAGGUUUGGUCUGUUCAUUAAUAAUGAUGCACCGAUUAAUGAAUGUGAAGUAUUAAUCUUUUUAACAUUUGACAUUUUUUAUUUUAGGUUUGGAAGACUAGAACAAACCUAAUUAUUGUUGAUAUUUCAUGCAUUUUACUCUUUAACGAUCUUCUUAUUAUCUUAUCUUGAUCACAUCGAUUUGUCUAUACCUCUAAUUUAAUUAGUUAACACAAAUUAGAAGUAACUAUGUUCAUUUUUCCAUUUCGAAAUAUCAAUAAUUAUCGUCUAAGAAGUGUAAGUCAAGCUCAAAUAUUAGUAGGUAUACGAUUGAAUGUAAUUUAUUUAUAAUAUUUAAAAGUGUAAAUAACAUUUUCCGAAUGUCCUAUAAAGUACAAUAUAAUUACUGUAUGUGUGUUUUGUCGUAAGAAUUUUAUCCUUUAUACAUGAUCUCCAUCAAAUCGCUAUAAUUAGGCCUUACCUGUUUUGUUGAAAUGUAUUGAUAAUUGUUACUGUACAGUCUUAAUUGUUUUACUUCGUCGGUUGUAGAAAAUAUCACUGUUUCAAAGUCCUGUAAUUUUUAGACAACAAUUUUACUAAAUUCUUGAGAUAUACAUUUUACACCGCGAUAUGCCAGGUUUACAUUUAGAAUGAUAUCCAUGAUCGAAUUGUGGUCGAUUUUAGCUACAAUCUUAAAGAGUCAAUUAUAAAUGUGCAAAUUUUUUACCAUUUUUUGUAUAUUUAAGUGAUAACACGUAUAAAUAAAUAUUCUCUGACAAAAGAAAAAUCGUGCUCGCUCUGGGAUGAUUAAACUAUGACUAUUAAUAGUGUGUUUAGAAGCAGCUGGAUAUCAUUGAAACUGUCGUUGCUAGAGUUGACUCAUAGACGGUUGUAUGCAUCUGUUCCGACCUGGUAGAAUACUUAGGUUCUUGUCUGUCGCGCAAUUUUGUUUGUCCAUGUCACCCGCUGCUCGCAGUUCCACAUUGAUAAUUAGGGUACAAAUAUAUUUUCUAUGUAAGUGGUGUAUCUUACAUUGUCAAGAUGUGUUGGACCGAUAAGGUAGUGUGCGAUGACCGCGGCAUUCCGGUAUAUGCUAAAAAGGUCUGUCGUGGCGCAAUGCAUUUAUGAGGGCUUUAUGGUGCGUUUUCUAGAUGGUUUGCAGCACGCGUUCGAAGCGCAACAAGUACUUAAUCUCUUCUCUGUAUAAUAGCCGUGUGUAUGGAUAUGUUAGUUUUGUAAAUAGUGUAACCUACGUGCAACACUUACUACUGUGAUAUUUCAUUAGUAUUUAUACCUAGGACGCAACUGGUAUCGAAAUUAAUCCUAUCAUUUUGGUACAUAAAUAUAUGCGUUAAGAAUCAUGAGCUGCAUAUUGCUAGGUGAACUCGAUUUAUUUAUGUAUAUAGUGUACAUAUGUUUAAACACGCGCAAAAAUUGGUACAAAGCGUAGCAUAAAUUUAUUUAGGAGUCGUACAUGAUUAUAACGCCGGUCCGGCCCUGGGUAUCGAUGUGGAAUGUCGGCGAGCGGGUCAGACUUAUUCUUGCAGCGUUUAUAACGUAACACUCGGUUCCUUUGACAGUAGGGCGAUUAAUUACUAAAGGCGUCCAACGACUGAUCAUAGGGUCAUUGUGUCAUUCGUUUCACCGUCCAGUGCCUGUUUCCAUCCACUUGGACCCACUGGACGGUGAACUGACGCAAUGACCCUAUGUAAUAUAAUGCACAACUACAUCAUGCAGUCUUUUUUUAAAUUAUAAAGUCACUAAUAAGCGACGUCAGAGGAAUCGAGCGUUUACGACGCACCAAUUAUAACCCGCUCUAGAUCCGCGUCAGUAAGGCGGGCCUUACGUCGACUGCGGAUCGCAAUAUAAUAUGCAAUUAUAUAAUAUAUAUGGGUUACGAUUUUCAUUUACACCACUGCCAGUUCGCAUUUCGAGUGAAGUGAUACUAAGGGGCCAACGCGAACAUCAAAAGUCGAUCGACUGUCUCCAUCUCUUUUGCAUUAUUGGAGCGACAGAAUGGAGAUACACAAAUUUCGAUUGUCGAAGUUUGCGGUGGCCCCUUGUCCUUGUAUUUAAUAAAUCUUGAAAUAUUGUUUCAUAGAUGUUAUUUUAUUUUGAAUUUACUUAAGACUGUAGUGUUUUAAGAUAAUGUUGUUUUUACUCUUAUGUGACCAAUAUCAAAGUUUUACAAUUAUAACACUAAGGUUUAUAGAUUUAAGUAUUUGAAAGUACAGUAAGAGGGUAUUUAAUAAGAUAUAAUUAUCUAUGUCUUCAUAAUUCUGUGAUCUUUAUUUUCUCUGUGUACUGUAGUGAACACUAAUUCGUGUUUUCCGUUCAUUGAUUUGUCACCAAUAGUGAAAUAUCAGUGUUUGGAUGUAGUAUGUUGUUAGUAUUGCAUGGAAAAAUGAAUGUAGUGUUGGAAAAUAAAUGAUAUUUUUAUAAUAACUAGAA
Molecule: messenger RNA, 6862 nt
Organism: Cydia fagiglandana
Lineage: Eukaryota; Metazoa; Arthropoda; Insecta; Lepidoptera; Tortricidae
Gene: Marf1
Product: meiosis regulator and mRNA stability factor 1
Exons: 21
Coding region: 275-3982 (1235 amino acids)
Biological process (GO): regulation of gene expression
Cellular component (GO): peroxisome; cytoplasm
Molecular function (GO): CCR4-NOT complex binding; RNA nuclease activity; RNA binding
Source: RefSeq, a predicted model, not a curated record